AUGGACCAUGAAUCAAUUCAUAAUAGUAAUAAAAGUUGGAGUCAAGGAACUCAACUGGAAUUUCUUCAAAAUCCUUUUACAAAAGCUAGCUCAGCAGUAGAAGCAAGGUUUCCUCAUAAUCGUAACCCUUCUUCAAAUGAUCAAAGUAACAAAGAAAUAACAACCAAUGAUGUCUCUACUCCUCAAAUUAAUAAUGCUCUUAAUAAAUCAUCUGGUUAUUUUGAUCAACCAGCUGGCUCUCAUAAUAAUUAUCAACGUUCUCAUAGUACUAUAGUUGCUCCUACCCUUGUUGCUCCUCCAUCUUUAUCAAAAAAUAAUACUUUACCUUCCAUUCCUUUCAAUCAUGAUCUCACCGUUGAAUCAAUAAAAAAACAACAAGUUAAAAGAUUAAAUCAAUUACCUCAGCAACCUAAUUAUCAUGACCAAUUGCAAAGUUUAUCGCCUCAAAUCAUUAAAUAUAUCAACUUCCAAGAAUUAGACAAUUUAAUUAAAAAUACCGAGAUCGAUCCAGUUUUGAAAUUACCAAAUUUCUUGAUGAUUGAUAUAAGACCUUUUGCUGAUUAUAUAUCAAAUCAUGUUAUUGAUUCUAUUAAUGUCUGUUUACCUUCUACUUUAUUAAAAAGAUCCAAUUUUGGUUUGAAGAGAUGUAUUAACUCAUUACCUGAUUAUGAAAAAUUAAUUUUCUUGAAUUAUUUGGCAAUGAAUGAUGAUAAUAAACUUGGUAAGUUUGGCUUGCCCGCUAUAUUAUUAUAUGAGAAUAAUAACAAUAGUCAAAAUUUAUACCAUAUGUGUAAAAAAUUUAUUGACAAUUCGUUUUGGGAUCAAGAAAGCCAACCUCCUAUUUAUUUAUUGGAUUUUGAAUUCAAUCAAAUACCUCAGAGUUAUUUAGAAUCUGGUAAACUUGAAAAAUUUAAAAUCGUUGAUUCAAUCUCCAAUACCCCAAGUCCUAUUAAACCUGCUGAUGUUUCAUCUCCAAAACAAAACUUACCUACUAGACCAAAAUCAAGUUCAAUGAAUGAAGUACCAACAUUAGCAUCUGUUAGACAGAGACCACCCUUAACUAUGAAAAAUUUGACUUUACAAGAUUGCAGUACUCCAAUUCUUCCUAAUUUCAAGUUACCAACAAACUUAACUAAUCAAUUUAAAAUUAGACAUAAUGAAGAAUUGAUUGAAGAUGGGGAUUUCAAAUUAUCUCAACAAUCAACUUUCAAAUUAAAUUAUUAUGAUGAAUCGAUGGUUUUACCUAACUGGAUUAAAAAUGCCAUUGACACAAAUAGUGAUAUAAUUGAAGAAUUCACCAAGUUGGAAAAAUUUGAAAAGAGAAGAUUAAAUUUAGCCUUGGGUAAUUCAACAACAACUCCAAUGACAUCAUUACAUCAACAAUCAAAUAAUAUGAAUCCCUUCUUCCCAACUUUGGAUUCGUCAUCAUCAUUAAUUAGCCCAGGUGGUACUACUAUUGAAAGCUCCCCUUCAAUUAGUUGUGGUUUGGACUAUGGUCAUAAAAAUCGUUAUAAAGAUAUAUUUUUAUAUGAUCAUUCAAGAGUUAAACUAAAUGAUUUUGACAAGCCACAACAAUGUGAUUAUAUUAAUGCUUCAUAUCUUAACCCAAUUAACAAUUUAGCUGAUUUAUUGAUUGAUAACCAUAAAGAUGAUUAUGGUAAUUUAACAAAGAUGUUAAAAUAUAUUGCUACACAAGGUCCAUUGGAUCAAACUAUUGGUGAUUUUUGGAAAUGUGUUGUUAAUCAUCAUGUCCCAUUAGUUUUAUCUUUAACUAAUGAGUUUGAAGAUGGUAUCAAAAAAUGUGCAAGAUUUUGGGAAUCAGGUACUUAUAAAUCAAAUGAUAAUAUGAUUCAAGUUGAAUUAUUGAAUGAAGAACAGGUGAAAACCAAUGAUGAAAUUUAUAUGAUUAUUAGACAUUUCAAAAUAAUCAUGGAUAAUACAAUAGUUCAUGAAACAUUACAAGUUCAAUUAUUAACUUGGCCAGAUAUGUCAAGCUGUUUAACUCCAAAAGACUUGGUAUUAAUCAUUGCUUUAAAGAACCAUUUACUUCAGAAUAUAAGACUUGACAAUGUUGAAUAUCCAACCAUAAUCCAUUGCAGUGCGGGUUGCGGUAGAACAGGAACAUUGUGUACGAUUGAUUCAAUAAUUAACAUCAUUAAAUAUAAUUCAAGACUUAAUGACGGGGAAAGAAAUAUUGAGUUAAACUUCAAUCCUGUUUAUUCAAUGGUGAAUAAUUUUAGAAAACAAAGAAUUUCAAUGGUUCAAACUUUAAGACAAUAUUAUUUAAUUUAUGACACUCUAUUAAUUUAUCUUAACGAUAAAAAGAAGGCAUGGAAUGAUUUAACCCAACUUCAAAUUGUCAAUGAUUUUAUUAAAAAAAAUUAA
Molecule: messenger RNA, 2385 nt
Organism: Hyphopichia burtonii NRRL Y-1933
Lineage: Eukaryota; Fungi; Ascomycota; Pichiomycetes; Serinales; Debaryomycetaceae
Gene: PTP3
Product: tyrosine protein phosphatase
Exons: 2
Coding region: 1-2385 (794 amino acids)
Biological process (GO): protein dephosphorylation
Molecular function (GO): protein tyrosine phosphatase activity
Source: RefSeq, a predicted model, not a curated record